AUGAAGAAACGAAUCAACCACUUGCUCCGGAAAUGCAAGACCCUUUCGCGGCAGCUGAGCCGGAGCUCUUCCUACACGAGCUUGAGACCGAAAUCCGCCCGGGAAGACGGUGGGGAGGAGAUCUUCGUGGGGAGCUCGCGGAGGAGGUACGUGAUCAGGUCGGAGCACUUGAGCCACCCGCUGGUCACCGCGCUCAUCGAGAGGGAUUCGGGCCCAGCUGCUGUGGUCAAGUGCGAGGUCGUGUUGUUCGAUCACCUCUUGUGGAUGCUUGAAAAUGCGGAUCCCAAUAUCGCUUCCGAUUCUCAUUCACUCCAAGAGCUGGCCGACCUCUACGUUUACUGA
Messenger RNA from Salvia splendens (bonfire salvia), 342 nucleotides. RefSeq names its product auxin-responsive protein SAUR78-like. Bases 1 to 342 code for a protein of 113 amino acids. The record is from RefSeq and is a predicted model, not a curated record. Gene Ontology annotation, biological process: response to auxin. NCBI's taxonomy places the organism in Eukaryota, Viridiplantae, Streptophyta, Magnoliopsida, Lamiales, Lamiaceae. The transcript has a single exon.